CUCACAAUCACUACAGUUCUGUUCAACAUGGUAGCCGACAAGACAAAUGUACUUCUCGUGGGCAGCGGCGGAAUUGGAACCAUCGCAGCAUUGAAUCUACAGCGGGGAAACCAAGCGUCUGUGACCUGUGUGUUGCGAUCGAAUUUCGCAGAAGUGAAAGAGAACGGGUUUAAAAUUGAAUCCAUCGAUUGGGGCUCUAUCGAAUCAUUUCGACCAGAUCAGAUCCUCAAUUCUAUCCCCGACGUCUCUUCUGGAAGUCAAAAGCCAUUCCGCUACAUAGUCUGCACCACCAAAAACAUUGCAGACGUCUCACCCACUCUCGCCGAGCUCAUCAAACCCGCCGUAACGCCCGGAUACACCGUGAUAGUGCUCGUCCAAAACGGACUAAACAUCGAACGCCCCAUCAUCGAAGCCUACCCCGAAAACAUCGUCCUCUCCGGCGUCAGUCUCUGCGGCUCCCACGAAACGGCAUACGGCCACAUCAUCCACGAAGACUCGGACGAGCUGUACAUCGGCCCAUUCCGGAACCCUUCACUCGACCCCACCACAGAAGACGACGCGGCCAAGAACUUUAUCCAAAUCUACUCUGCGUCCGGGAAGACGCAGUGCGAGUACGCGCCCAACGUCGGGUGGACGCGCUGGCGGAAGCUGCUCUACAACGCGUGCCUGAAUCCCGUAUGCGCGAUAACCGACCUCGACACCGGCCGUGCCAGGCUCGCGCCCGGGACGAUUGAGGAUCUCGUGAGGCCGGCGAUGGAGGAGAUACGGGCGGGAGCCAAGGCUGUCGGACAUGAUCUCCCAGCCGAACUUGUGGACUUUUUCAUCAACCUCGAUCCGAUCCCGAUGUACAACCCGCCGAGCAUGCAGGUUGACGUGCGAAAGGGCCGCUUCACUGAGUUCGAGAACAUUUUGGGGGAGCCUUUGAAGGAAGGCGCUGCGCAUGGCGUGCCGAUGCCGACGCUGAAAUUCCUGUAUUCCGUUUGCAGAUCGCUGCAGUGGCGGACGAAAGAGAAAAAUGGCUUGGUUACUGUGCCGCCGGCGGAAGACUUUACCAAGCCUACUAAAUAAUUACGGAAGAUUAGGUUCCUAGAAAGAAAGAGGUUUAAUGAGUUGACUUCUUCCAGGUUCUGGCACACAAGUUCCACUUUUGUUGCGGAUAGAAUGUGUUGUUCCUUUGAAGUGGGCAUAGAGCUUACAAACACAGACAUAAAUUCGAAAUUGUUCCACU
Messenger RNA from Aplosporella prunicola CBS 121167, 1228 nucleotides. RefSeq lists its product as uncharacterized. The record is from RefSeq and is a predicted model, not a curated record. Gene Ontology annotation, biological process: pantothenate biosynthetic process. The coding region runs from base 28 to 1068 and encodes 346 amino acids. The transcript is spliced from 3 exons. Gene Ontology annotation, cellular component: cytoplasm. Gene Ontology annotation, molecular function: 2-dehydropantoate 2-reductase activity. NCBI's taxonomy places the organism in Eukaryota, Fungi, Ascomycota, Dothideomycetes, Botryosphaeriales, Aplosporellaceae.